Messenger RNA from Microdochium trichocladiopsis, 1767 nucleotides. RefSeq lists its product as uncharacterized. The coding region runs from base 1 to 1767 and encodes 588 amino acids. The transcript is spliced from 2 exons. Lineage: Eukaryota; Fungi; Ascomycota; Sordariomycetes; Xylariales; Microdochiaceae. The record is from RefSeq and is a predicted model, not a curated record.
AUGUGCUUUCCAUUCAUUCCCAAGAGGAAGCGGAGAAACCGUAGUGGGGGCCGAGCGCUUCGAGGAUUGGGCAUUUCUUCUCCUAGACAGAGCCUUGAGGAAACACUUGUCAGCUCACUGACCGUCUUGAGCAGCAACGAACGCUACGGUUUCAACAACAAUGACAGCCUGGAGAUGAACUCUGACAGCAGCAGCACCUUGAUGCCGCCGCCUCGCCUCGCCGAUCGCCGCAUCCUGGACCAGGCACGAUUCCGGACUUCUGUUGCCGUACCCUCUGGAAUCCAACUUGGCUCUGUGAACCGCAAUGAUGCAGACCGGCACCAUCAGACGGAGCGAGGAGCCGGUGGUGGUAGUCCCUCUCGGCAGCAAGGGCAGACUCAGUACCAUCAUCAUCACGAGCAUCAUCACCAUCAUGAUCACCAUCAUCACCAGGAGCAGGCACGUACAGGCACACACUCGCGUGGGCUGUCUCCAGGCGAGCACUAUCAACCUCCUGAAAAUGCUCAGCAGGAAGAAAACGGGGUCAAUGAUGUCGAACGCGUCCGGACAGGCAGCAUCCGCAGCAACAGCAACGGCAACGACCUGCCGCGAUUCCACUACCAGCAAGCCAACCACGGCUCGCAGGUUGCCCAGCUCGUCUUGUCUAACGAUGGAGACGGCGAAGAAAAUGACGCGGUCGACUCUCCGGGUCUAACAGGCAGAAUUUCAGGUCAAGCUCGUCCGAGAAGCAGUAGCCCCGUGAAAAGCAGCGGUAUCAAGGGAUCGAGAGGUCCAGGCCACCAUGACAACACCAGCCAAACGACCAUCCGGCUGGUCCAGCCAACUUAUCAGCACGAGCUAUUGCCCACGACGCCCGGAGGACUCGCGGCAGCAUCAUCUUCCGCAGGCAUGGACGGACGUGGCCGCUCAGAACACACGGCAUCAUGGGCCGGUUUCGCUCCUCCCCUGGAGGCAAGAGAAGAGCCCGUGAGCCCAGCUCACCCCACGACUCCAGCCAGUCACGACUCCGCGAAUUGGAUGAUCUCUUCUCAGGAUGAUGACUCCCGCGACGACAGCUACCCACCAAGAACCAGGAGUCCGGCCACGGGCAGAGUCGCCCAGAUUCAGAAAUCUCACAGCGCCCCCGUCACGCCUUUUCCCUCCCUGGGCAGUCACACCACCACCACUACCACCACCGACUACGGCAGCACCGGCACUCCCACGAAGACAUCUUCAUACUACUACCCGCCAGACGCCGCCGCGGCACGGUACGAAUCCUACCAGGCGCUCGACGUGAUCGACCAGGAGUCCAUCAAGUCUCGCCUGUCCGCCGAGCGGGACCGCGUGAUGGAGCGUCUCGCCCCGCGGCGAGGACCGAGUCCGUUCCCAUGUCUGUCUGGUGCUGAAGGCGCCACGAGCCCCCACGCUACCCCGAACCACCACAGUCAUGCUGACGGUCGCGCUCGCACUCGCACUCCAUCCGUGGGAGGCUCGUCCGUCUCGGCCUUCUCCUUCUCCAACACGCCGCCGGGCAUGAGUACCGCUCCACACACGCCUACGGGCAGAGCCUCCGCCGCGGGCCGGUACGGCGCUGGAACUGCCUCGCCCUUGGGUGCUGGUUCUGUGCGGAGGGGCAACAGUGACAAUGGCAGCGGCGGCGGCGGUGGUGGUAAUGGUGGCAGUAGCGGCGGCGGCAACAUCAGCGGCAUACUGGAUCGGGCAUGUCCCAAGUACAGGCCCAAGGACAAGGACAAGUCGCAAGGGGGUCCGAGGGAUGGUGGGAAUUAG